Messenger RNA from Rhinolophus ferrumequinum (greater horseshoe bat), 6027 nucleotides. It is a transcript of the gene MZF1, whose product is annotated as myeloid zinc finger 1. The transcript has 5 exons. The record is from RefSeq and is a predicted model, not a curated record. The coding region runs from base 1238 to 3457 and encodes 739 amino acids. Lineage: Eukaryota; Metazoa; Chordata; Mammalia; Chiroptera; Rhinolophidae.
GAAAGGUUUGGGCGGGGACCCGGGUGGCGGCUGCCGACUCGUGGAUUCCGGCUGCCUUGCGGGACUGGGAGUGUGGAGCUGGGACCUGGGCACUCCCUCCAGGCGGGCUUGGCCCUGUCGCCUGAGGCCCAUCAGUCACUGAGCAUUGCCUGGCGACAGGCUUUGGGAGCCCCGCCCCCGGUUGCCAUGGCGGCACCAGGACCUGCGGGGGGAACUCCCUAAAGCGGAAAUUCCCCUCUAAGACUUUUGGUAAAUGUAAUUCAGGAACCUCCGCAGGGGCCGGCCAGCUGGGCGAUAGCCUGACUUUCUGCCAGUUGCAGGUCGAACUGGAACCUUGAGGAUCAGAGGUUUGGCUCACGGGACCAGGCGGCCCUCAAAAUCGAAUGCAUCCCCUUAAUAAACUCAGAUUCCCUCACAAAGCCCGUGCCUUACCCGCAGCUGCAGAAGCAACCUCCGGAGGGGCGUCCCCAUUUGCAGAUGAUGAAACUAAGGUUCACAGAGGCACAGCGACCUGCCAGGGAUUCGUGGCAAAUAGGCGAGAUCAGAAUCUUCGACCUAGCUCACAGACUCCCGCUCCCUUGGUCUCAGGACCUUUGUAGGUCCUCUGGGAACUCCCCCGUCACCUCCUAGCUCCACCUAAAUCAGGAAACAGGAUACGAUGGGGCAUUGCACGGUGUGACAAGUUGGGCUCAGGAUAGGGCUGAAUUUGGGGGGGAUGCUACUGGGGGCUUGCACAGUCGGGGGGUGGGGAGGUGACGGUAGGCUUCCCUGUGGAAGGAACCAAGAUGGCAGGGGAUGGUUUGAGACUGGGUGGGAGAGUGGAUGGUGCAAUGAUGGGCUAACAUGGGGGGGAUAGUAGUGGUGGCUGUUGUGGAUGCUCUUUACUUGUCGGGGAGAGCUGCAGGGCAGGGAUGACGUGCGUGUAGAAGGGCAGGAUUCAGGGGAGAGGAAGAGACUUCUGGCCCUAAGAAGUUUUUGGAGCGGGAGCUACCAGAGACUCUGCAGGCUGAGCUAGAGCAAUCAGGAACAGGUGGCUCAUGGAGGGUGUACCAGCCCCACAGGUCCCUGGCAUGUGACUGCCUCUCAUUUGCCCUCCACUCGGGGCAGGUCUGAGGAUAGAACAGCACAGCACACAGUAGGCACUCAAUAACCAUUCCGUGCCACUGUCCUCACUGCAGCAACCUGUUCCUCCCCCAGAGGUAGACACUAGCCUCAGAGCCCAGCCCCCGUAGUUCCAAUGAGGCCUGCAGCAUUGGGCUCCCCAGGACACGUACCCCCAGAGGACAAGAGGCCUGUCGUGGUGAAGCUGGAGGACUCUGAGGAGGAGGAGGCCACCCUGUGGGAUCCUGGCCCGGAGGCUGCACGCCAGUGUUUCUGGCACUUCCGCUACGAGGAGGUGGCAGGUCCCCAUGAGGCCCUGGCCCGGCUGCGCGAGCUGUGCCGCCAGUGGCUGCAGCCUGAGGUGCACACCAAGGAGCAGAUGCUGGAGCUGCUGGUGCUGGAGCAGUUCCUGGGCACCCUGCCCCCAGAGAUCCAAGCCCGCGUGCGGGGGCAGCGGCCAGGCAGCCCUGAGGAGGCUGCAGCCCUGGUCGAGGGGCUGCGUCGGGAGCCGGGAGGUCCCCGCAGAUGGGUCACAGUCCAGGUGCAGGGUCAGGAGGUGCUAUCAGAGAAGAUGGAGCCCCUCAACUUCCAGCCCCACCCUCAAACCAAGCCUCGGACUACAGAACCUGGGCCUGAGACACCUCUUGGGGACACACAGAAGUCACUGCUGAGCCUUCAGGUGAAAGAGGAGCCCGAGGUUACAGAGGACCCAGAGUUUCUGGAUUCUGGGCCUCUAGCCAACCCCCAGGAGGCCACUUCCACUCUCCUGCCUAAGAAGGCCCAGGGUUGUGGGAUGGCACUGGAUCAGGCCUCUCCCCGCAGCGAGACUGAACCUGAGGGGCCUUCAUGGAGAGAACACCCUGAGGCCCUGUGGCAAGAGGAGGCUGGGGGCAUCUUCUCCCCAGGCUUUGCGCUCCAGAUGGACAGUGUCUCUGCUGGCUCAGGCACUAUGAACCCCCACCUACACAUCCCCUGGAACCUCGGUGUGUCCAGCCUCACGGGUCAACUCCGGUCACCCUCCCGAGAAGGUGGCUUCUCACAUGCGCUCGUGCUCCCCAGCGACCCGGGAGGUGAGCAGGACCCCAUGGACGAGGAUCCCUGCCAAGGCAUGGGCCACAUACUGGCCACUGCCCGCUGGCACACCCCCAGGGGUAGGAGCCGGGGACGGGGCCGGGGCCGGGGCCGCCCGAGCACAGGCGCCGGGGCAGUGCGAGGUGGCCGUUGCGACGUGUGUGGGAAGGUGUUCAGCCAACGUAGUAACCUGCUGCGGCACCAGAAAAUACACACGGGAGAACGACCGUUCGUGUGUGGCGAGUGCGGCCGCAGCUUCAGCCGCAGCUCGCACCUGCUGCGCCACCAGCUCACUCACACAGAGGAGCGGCCCUUUGUGUGCGACGAAUGCGGCCAGGGCUUCGUGCGCAGCGCGCGCCUGGAGGAGCACAGGCGCGUGCACACGGGCGAGCAGCCUUUCCACUGCGCUGAAUGCGGCCAGAGCUUCCGGCAGCGCUCCAACUUGCUGCAGCACCAGCGCGUCCACGGCGACCCUCCUGGCCCAGGUGCUGGGCCCCCCGCGCCUCCCAGUGUGCCCGAGCCACCAGGCCCCUUCCCGUGCAGUGAGUGCCGCGAGAGCUUCGCGCGGCGCGCCGUGCUGCUGGAGCACCAGGCCGUGCACACGGGGGACAAAUCCUUCGGCUGCGUGGAAUGUGGUGAGCGCUUCGGCCGCCGCUCGGUGCUGCUGCAGCACCGGCGCGUGCACAGCGGCGAGCGGCCCUUCGCCUGCAACGAGUGCGGCCAGAGCUUCCGUCAGCGCUCCAACCUUACACAGCACCGGCGCAUCCAUACGGGCGAGCGGCCCUUCGCCUGCGCGGAGUGCGGCAAGGCCUUCCGCCAGCGGCCUACGCUCACGCAGCACCUGCGCGUGCACACGGGCGAGAAGCCCUUUGCCUGCCCCGACUGCGGCCAGCGCUUCAGCCAGCGUCUCAAGCUCACGCGCCACCAGCGGACACACACCGGGGAGAAGCCCUACCACUGCAGCGAGUGUGGGCUGGGCUUUACACAGGUCUCGCGGCUCACGGAGCACCAGCGCAUCCACACCGGCGAGCGGCCCUUCACCUGCCCGGAGUGCGGCCAGAGUUUCCGGCAGCACGCCAACCUCACGCAGCACCGGCGCAUCCACACAGGCGAGCGCCCCUACGCGUGCCCCGAGUGCGGCAAGGCCUUCCGCCAGCGACCCACGCUCACGCAACACCUGCGCACCCACCGGCGUGAGAAGCCUUUCGCUUGCCAGGACUGUGGCCGUCGCUUCCACCAGAGCACCAAGCUCAUCCAGCACCAGCGCGUCCACAGCAUGGAGUAGCCAGUGGUCAGUGCACCCCGUCUGCAUCCACCUCCAUGCUGUGCGUGGGAUUAGCAGGACAGAACACCUACCUCACAGGGUUGCUGUGCCUGCGAUCGCAUACAUAGAAGCAGGUCCACCUAGGGCCUGACCCCCCCAGUAGGUGCUCAAUAAACAGUAGAAGGAACCCUGGGUCUGGGUCUUCACACACACAGUGCCUCCCCACCUGCGUGGGUCCCCCUGCCACCCCACCCAUCCACCACUUCCACUGCAACCCUAGGAGAGCCAUGUCCCCCUGCAGAGGUGGCUCCUAGCAGCAGCUGUCCUUGUCUGUCCUAGCGGGGUGCCCCCUAUACCAUGGCUCUUGUACUGUUUGCCCAAGAUGCCUUCGACUCACACAUCCACAUCAAGCCAGCUGCCAGGCGUGGACCUGGACUGGCCCAGUUCUCCCCAGCCAGCCAAGAUUAUCACAUGCAGUAUAAGUAGCAAACGUGCACAGCAGGCCACAGCCGGCCUAGGAUGUGUGUUUGUAAAACUUGAAACCUAGGAAGACAUUUCUUAGGUGUAAAGGCUGGAAGGAUUUAUCUGGAAAUCCACAUUCUUUCAGGACUUUACCUCAUUCUCCCAAGCCCAGCCUCCCCAUGCAAUAUAAACCCAGUUAUUCUCACCCCAACCCCAGCUUUCCAAAUCUGUCCACUUCUGUCCACUCCGAAGCACUGCUCUGAUCCCAGCCACCCAUCUCCAGCCUGGAGGUCCACAGCACUCAGCCUCCCUGCCGGUUCCUGCCCCUCCUUUAAAAAAUGGACACUAUCUUCCCAGCGUCAGUUCCCAGAGGCUAGCCUAACACCUCACUCCUUGCCCGUCACGUUUUGCCUCCUCCCUGCAGGGCUCUGACGCCAGCUUCCCUCAGGGCCUUUACACGUGGCAAGCCCUGUGCCUCCCAAAAGGCUGCAGGCCCAUGGCCUACAGGAAUUCUUGACACCCAAACCACCUGUGCCCCGCGACCACUUGGGUGGCUAUGAGGGUGAGAAGGAACACACAGAUGCACCACUUCCAACCCGCCCCUCUACUUCAGUCUGGCCAUGCCCGACCCAAGGGCCUCGCAUAGCUGGCAUGGUUGAGUCCCACUGCACCGUGGGGAAGCCACGAUGUUAGAGACCACAGAAGUCUAGCUUUGCCUAGUCCAGUGUCACUUCUCCAGGGAACCAAUAUCCUAUCCCCAGAUGGGCCAUCAGCUGAUGGGCCUCAGCAACUGGCCUGAGGAUGAACACCUGGGUCAGGUUGGCCAAUAGAAACUUCCCCCUUGAAACUUUGGCUGGAAACAGCGUGAUGGUCAUCAACCCUAAUGUGGAAAUAGCGUUUAUGAAAAUAAUCAAGAGCAGAACAGCUAAGAACAACAGAGAGGAAGGGUUAAAGGGAGAGCUCGAGUCUGGAGGGGACCUCUGAGUCUCAGGACCAACUAUGUCUGAACCUUGAGAACGCUGGGACGGUUGCAAUUAGCCCCAAACCUGAGCUGUUUGAGGUUUGAGCCCCCAUCCUUAGCCCCUGGCUCCCCUCCAGCACUCAGUUGUCACGGGAGUCAAGAAACGAUGCUGGGAGUGUGAGGCUGGUACAACCAGGGGGUUGAAGGGGGCAUCUGGGUUGGUGGCAUUGAGAAUGGAAGGGCCGAAAGGGGGAGCGAUUACAGAAAUACAGCUGGGAUCAGUCCACGGAGACCAAGGACGCUAAGGGUGACCGACACUCACGGCAGAGCCUCCGCGGAGGCUGGGACCGGGAUAGACGUCAGACCAAGGUGCGAUGAGGUGGAGGCGACUCCUUGAGGUGAGGAUGGGGGAUGGGGCCAAGGUGAGGGCCACGGGCCUGGGCCAGGGCAGGCGGCCGAGAGGAACUUGGCCGACCGUAGCGUGGCCCCAACUGGACCGCCGGGACCAUGUCUCCCACAAUACUCCGGGAGGGGACGGCAAGUUGUUUCAGAGACAGACGGGAACGUGCCGCGGAAGCCGCCUUCGGACCCGGAAGGGCUGAGCUGCAGAGCCCUGGCUGCCCCCACUGGUCCACCCGGGUGCUGGCCAACCCUCGUGACGCCAAUCCUGACCCACCUCACGGUUUCCGCGGUGACAGCCGGAAGUUGCAGAACCCUUGGGACAGGCUGAGCUGUGAUUGAGGGGAGGCUGGCCCCGCCCACAGCGCCCCUGCAGGCGGCUUAAGUUCCUCCUGCGCCCCCGCCGGAGCUCAUGACAGGCGCCGAGAACGACCCCCACCCGAGUGUCCACCCGCAUUACCCUCCAGGGUGCUGACCACUCUGGCACAAUACAUUUUGUUAGUUUACCUCGACUAGAAUCUCCCCGAGCGGGUUCUUUGAUUGGAUUUAAGAUAGAACACGAGGGUACUAGACUCCGCACUCGCUGGGAAACUCCCCUGGCCUCGCCCUGGGAUCUGGCCCGCAGCGAUCACCAUGCCCCUGUCUGUGACCUCCGGGAAAAAACCCCAUUUGACCCACCCCCGCCGCGGUCCGCACUAGUGCAAGUGGGAAUGGGCCGAGAGCGAGCGAAGCAGCCCGCAUCUGCCCCACUUAAAGAUGGCGGCGACAC